Molecule: messenger RNA, 3554 nt
Organism: Zalophus californianus (California sea lion)
Lineage: Eukaryota; Metazoa; Chordata; Mammalia; Carnivora; Otariidae
Gene: RIOK3
Product: RIO kinase 3
Exons: 14
Coding region: 523-1968 (481 amino acids)
Biological process (GO): protein phosphorylation; maturation of SSU-rRNA
Cellular component (GO): preribosome, small subunit precursor; cytosol
Molecular function (GO): ATP binding; protein serine/threonine kinase activity
Source: RefSeq, a predicted model, not a curated record
CAAGGGCAGCCCGGGCUCGGGGCAGCGGCCGGAAGUGCGGGCCGCCGGGGGCGGGGAAAGGAGGCAAAACCCGGAGCCCCCCGCGGGCGGCCUAUCAGAAGCGACGGUCCCAGCGGAGCGGGCGGAAGAGAAGAGAUGUAGUUCCGGACGCGGCCGCGCCGCCAUCUGUCACCUCAGCUCCGGCACCAGCAGCCCGUCGCUCCAGCCCCGCCGCCUGUCUCCUGCGCGGAGGCUGCUUCCCGGUCCUGUCACCUUUCUGCCUUGUUCUCGUCGCUGUCUUCUCUUCCAACAUGGAUCUGGUCGGAGUGGCGGCGCCUAAGCCCGGGCCCGCAGCACCCUGGGGACCCAGCAAGACUGCUCCUUUGCAUGAUACUUUCAUCAGAAGGAUGAAAAGACUCCUCUGCCGCUGUAUUGAGGGUUUGCUUGAAAGCAAGAGUGCUUCAGUUGGGAUGUUGUGUUCCUCAAAUUAAGUGUCCAUGGGCUACCCCUCAAAAUACAGUAUCUUGUUCCUUGGCUGACGUAAUGAGUGAACAGCUGGCUAAAGAAUUGCAGUUAGAAGAAGAAGCUGCCGCUUUUCCUGAAGUCACUGUCACUGAAGGACCAUUUAUUACUGGAGAAAACAUUGACACUUCCAGCGACCUAAUGCUGGCUCAGAUGCUACAGAUGGAAUUUGACAGAGAAUAUGAUGCACAGCUUAGGCGUGAAGAAAAAAAAUUCAAUGGAGAUAGCAAAGUUUCCAUUUCCUUUGAAAAUUACCGAAAAGUGCAUCCUUAUGAAGACAGUGAUAGCUCUGAGGAUGAGGUUGACUGGCAAGACACUUGUGAUGAUCCCUACAUACCAGCAAAACCAGUUCCUACUCCCAAAAAGGGUUUUAUUGGAAAAGGAAAAGACAUCACCACCAAACAUGAUGAAGUAGUAUGUGGGAGAAAGAAUACAGCCAGAAUGGAAAAUUUUGCACCUGAGUUUCAGGUAGGAGAUGGAAUUGGAAUGGAUUUAAAACUAUCAAACCAUGUUUUCAAUGCUUUAAAACAACAUGCCUACUCAGAAGAACGUCGAAGUGCCCGCCUCCAUGAGAAAAAGGAGCAUUCUACUGCAGAAAAAGCAGUUGAUCCUAAGACACGUUUACUUAUGUAUAAAAUGGUCAACUCUGGAAUGCUGGAGACAAUCACUGGCUGUAUUAGUACAGGAAAGGAAUCUGUUGUCUUUCAUGCAUAUGGCGGGAGCAUGGAGGAUGAAAAGGAAGAUAGUAAAAUUAUACCUACAGAAUGUGCCAUCAAGGUAUUUAAAACAACCCUUAAUGAGUUUAAGAAUCGUGACAAAUAUAUUAAAGAUGAUUUCAGGUUUAAAGAUCGCUUCAGUAAACUAAAUCCACGUAAGAUCAUCCGCAUGUGGGCAGAAAAAGAAAUGCACAAUCUCACAAGAAUGCAGAGAGCUGGAAUUCCUUGUCCAACAGUUGUACUACUCAAGAAACACGUUUUAGUUAUGUCUUUUAUUGGCCAUGAUCAAGUUCCAGCCCCUAAAUUAAAAGAAGUAAAGCUCAGUAGUGAAGAAAUGAAAGAAGCCUACUACCAAACUCUUCAUUUGAUGCAGCAGUUAUAUAAUGAAUGUACACUUGUCCAUGCUGACCUCAGUGAGUAUAACAUGCUGUGGCAUGCCGGGAAGGUCUGGUUGAUUGACGUCAGUCAGUCUGUAGAACCAACCCAUCCUCAUGGCCUGGAGUUCUUGUUCCGUGACUGCAGGAAUGUCUCACAGUUUUUCCAGAAAGGAGGAGUAAAAGAAGCCCUUGGUGAACGAGAACUCUUUAAUGCUGUUUCAGGCUUAAACAUUUCAGCAGAUAAUGAGGCUGAUUUCUUAGCGGAGAUAGAAGCUUUGGAGAAAAUGAACGAAGAUCAUGUUCAGAAGAAUGGAAGGAAAGCUGCUUCAUUUUUGAAAGAUGAUGGAGGUCCGCCAGUCCUAUAUGAUGAAUAGCACCAACCCCCACUGCUUUCAUUGUUAACACAGUGGUGAUUGUCAGCUGCCAAGGGCAAAUGAAGUUAUGGGUGGCCUGAAAUACCAAAACAUGAAGGAGUGUACAAUGGUGCUUCUGUGCUUUUUUCCCCCCCUUGUAAUCCAUAUGCCAGAUGUGUGGAAUUUGUAGCUCAGCGUUGGGAGAAUAAAAUGUUACUACCUCUCAUCUUACAAACAGGAUAAUAUAAUUCUUUAACAGCUAUAGGUUAUCUAGCUGAAAUCAACCUGAUUUUACAGGAUUCGUGGUAUAAAAUGUUUUGAUGAGAAUUUUUAAAACUUAGGUAACAUUGCCAAACAUGAGAGGAAAGGACAGGUGUGUUUACAAGGAAGGCUUUCAUUACAACAUACUUGCAUUUUUCACCUCCUUGUUUUGUGUUACAUCUUUCCUCAGAUAUUUUAUGGGCCUAAAAUUAGCCCUUCUUAGGUUUUUGUUUUUUUUUUUUUCCAGAUUGUGACCAUGAUUCUAAAGGAAAAUCUCUUCUCUACUUAGUAGGUGACAUAAAUGGAAAUUUGGUUUUAAAAUGACUGACAGAAAUAGAAGGUUAUUGGUACAUCAUGAAUAUGAACUGAAUUUUUCUUUUCCGUACUCAUAUCCAAGACAGGGCAUCGCAGAUCUCUGAAAGAGAAAAAUGUGUAAGAAUUUCUUAACUAUUCAAAGUCUUUAAAUUUAACUUUCAGUUUUUCUACAUUUAGGUGAAGUGGUAGGAUAGACCUCCUGGUGCAGCUGCUUUGCAUUUAUGAUGAAAAUGUAAAUUAUCUGGAAGGGUGGAGUAUAAUAAUUAACCAUGUUUGACAUAUUUUAAUGAAGUUGGUGAAACAAAGUUCAGUUUACAUGUCAUUCAUACUAUAUACUUAAUUGAUUUUGAGAGAAAUAGAGCAAGCUAAUUAGAAAUAUUAAAUAAUCACAUGAUGAAAAGUAUGUAUAAAACAACCUGGGUACCAAAUUAACAAAGUAAUUUGAACUACUGGCCUCUCUCCAUAAUUUUUAGUACUGGCUGGAUGUCAGUUCUUAAAGCAAGCACUGUAGUGGAAAAGUACAUUGGCUUUAUUAGGGUUGAAGUUCAUUAACGACAAUGUAAUCAUUCCUCUUAUUACUGAAGUCAGAUUGACUUUAGAGACCCAGACUUUCUGCUACUAAUAACCCAAACUUCCUGUCUGGUACUGGAAAGUAACAGUCUAAACAUCAUUUACACUUGAAAGCUUCUUUAACAUUAUUUUAAAAUGUCAAAUAUGUUCUUCCUAGAAAAAUAUUUAUUUUUGUUUCUGCUAUAAUAACUUUUAACUGCAUUUCAGAGAAAUGUGAUUUUGGAUAGAUCACUCAUUACAUUUCUGAAAUGUUUACUACUCAAACAAGGAUUUAGAUGACUGGUGAUUAUUGGCUUUACAGAAAUUUCAGAGAACUAAUUUUAAAAACCAUGAACCAUUUAAAAGUUUUGUUUUCUGACAUACUCUGUUUGACAAAGAGCAGCAAACCAUUGCUGUGUGGCAUUUUUGGAGUGUGCUGUGAACAUGCUUUUUAAAAUAUUAAAUAUGAAGAGAGCGUUUUA